Anarrhichthys ocellatus (wolf-eel) is the source of this 6520-nucleotide messenger RNA. Its product is annotated as calmodulin-binding transcription activator 1-like. Gene Ontology annotation, biological process: regulation of transcription by RNA polymerase II. Bases 77 to 4816 code for a protein of 1579 amino acids. The transcript has 23 exons. Gene Ontology annotation, cellular component: nucleus. Gene Ontology annotation, molecular function: double-stranded DNA binding; protein binding; transcription coregulator activity. NCBI's taxonomy places the organism in Eukaryota, Metazoa, Chordata, Actinopteri, Perciformes, Anarhichadidae. The record is from RefSeq and is a predicted model, not a curated record.
GGUCGAGUCGAGGAGGAGGAGGAGGAGGAAGAGGAAGAGGAGGAGGAGGAGGGAUGAGGCGCGCGGCGGAGGGGAAAUGGCUGCCGAAAACAAGCCGGAAGGACUGAAGAAGAUAAGAAAUCCAGAGCGAAUGGUCAGAAUUGCCGUCGGUUACACAGGACACACCCCUCCCAAGAGUGACGACACCGACGCCAACAAUGAGCCGGGCCAGUUGAAGAUCUACCUUCCUAAGAAGCUGCUAGAGUGUCUGCCCAAAUGUUCCUCUCUGCCCAAGGAGCGCCAUCGCUGGAACACCAACGAGGAGAUUGCUGCAUAUCUCAUCACUUUUGAGAAGCAUGAUGAGUGGCUGACGACAUCGCCAAAAACCAGGCCUCAAAAUGGCUCUAUGAUCCUCUACAAUCGUAAGAAGGUGAAGUACAGGAAGGAUGGCUACUGCUGGAAGAAAAGGAAAGACGGGAAGACCACCAGAGAGGAUCACAUGAAACUCAAAGUCCAGGGAGUAGAGUGUCUGUAUGGCUGCUACGUCCACUCCUCCAUCAUCCCCACCUUCCAUCGUAGAUGCUAUUGGCUGCUGCAGAACCCAGACAUUGUGCUGGUGCACUACCUGAAUGUACCAGCAGUGGACGAUAGCGGGAAGCCAUGUGGUCCUGUCCUCUGCUCCAUCAACACAGACAGGAAGGAGUGGGCCAAGUGGAGCAAGGAGGAGCUCAUUGGACAACUCAAACCCAUGUGUGCUGGAAGCAGCUUGCAUCAGAAAUGUUCCAGUGUCAAGCAGCGCAUCAUCUCAUCCAAGCAGGAGUCAGGGGCAGCAGCGGGAGGUGGAGCUGCAGCAGGUAUGGGUGUAGCGGCAGGCCAGAGAGCUGAGGAAGCAGAUGGCACAGAGGUCCAGAACAGCGAUGUGUCAGAAGGCCAGACUGAGCCCAGUCCUGGAGGGGGCAGGAGUAGAGCGGGUGGAGGAGAGAGGAGGAAUGGCAGGAUAAACAACAAACCCUCCUUGCUCCCACAGAGCAGCAUGGAAGUGUCGUCAUCUACCUCCACCAACCAGGUGGAGGUCCCUGACACCACCCAGAGCUCCCCAUUGUCAAUCACCAGCGACAUGGCUGAUAGUCCCGCUCUGGCCAUUGGGGCUGGCUUGACACAGAGCACAGCUGUGUUCAUGUCUGAGGUCACCACGCUGACUGGGGAUUCGGUCUACUCUGCAGGCCACACCCACCUGCUGGCAUCCACCCAUGAGAGCACCACCGCUGGCAUCCUGUUGGCUGUUGCCCCUGAAAACCAGAGGUUUGCGGCGUUUCCUGGUGGUGUGGGCUUAGGGGAGGGAGGAGAGUUGGUUCUGUCUAGCUCUUUAGACUCUGUUGGAGGAGUCAGCCUUCCUGAGACCGCCAUGACGUUUGACCCUGAUUGCUUCCUCAACAAUCCCAAGCAGGGCCAAACGUAUGGAGGAGGUGGAGGGAAGGUCGAGCGAUGUAACAGUGAUGAUGGAGGACCCCACUGCUCCUCCAACGGCUUCAUCUACAACCCAGCCCUUGUCAUCAACAUCAAGACGGAACCUGCACCCCUGGAGCUACCGCUGGCCCCUCAGAGCAGCUAUGUAGGGGAAGGGACAGGCCUCAGUCCCAGCACCACCCUGGAGCAGAUGGACUUCAGUGCUGUGAUGUCAUCAGCCUGUGUCCCGAGUCUGACCCAGCCUGCACACCACCCCUCCCCCAGCCUCUUCCUCCAGACCUCCCCCCAGACAAGCCAGCCCUCCCAGCUGCACUCCAAUGGCACUGAGGCAACACAGGAAUCAGGCGAGGCCCAGGUUUAUAUAGGCCUGCCCACGGUGCCAACAGAGACACCAGUCACCAAUGGAGACCCGCAUACACACCUCCACCAAGCCAGCCCAGACCAGCAGGGCCUGUGUGGAAGGAAUGGACAAGGAGCGGCUAUGGGCUCCUUUCCUCUAACACCACAGGAUACCACCGUCGAACAGUCAGGCAGUAGGGGACAUCGAGAGGUCGGGGGCUUAGAUAAGACUUCUGAGAAUGGAGGGGAGUUGCUUCUCAAGCCUGGGGAUCCUCACGUGGCCUACACGAGUGUUGACACCGAACACUACCUGCAACCCACCGAUGACAAUGGAGGAGGAGAGGAGGGCGGAGGUGGAGGAGGACGGGGAAAUGAGAUUCUCUGUAAUGGUGUUAGCUUGUCAGGGGGCAAUAGUUCAGUGGUGGCCAGUCCUCAGUCAAUAGCUGCUGGUACAAGCAUUGAGGGGGCACUCUACAGCUCUGCUCUUCCUCAGCAAGGUCGGGGGGUGUCAGCUACAACAACAGGGGCAGGAGCGGCCAUUAGUCUGGAAGGCUUUGAGGCUUCUUUUGGAAGCCAGUUCUCUGAUCUCAUCAAUGAUUUCAUCUCAGUUGAGGGGUCUGGAGGUGGGGUGGGCGCAGCUGUGACUGGGGUUCUAAUGCCUCAGGAGGGGGCAGCAGGAGAGGAGCAGGGCACAGGAACAGGCCAUCUGCAGGGCUCGGAGGUGGAGCAGGGAGCUCUGGGACUGCUCCAGGAGACUGGGAGGCUGUUUGGUGUGACAGACUACUCCCCAGAGUGGUCUUAUCCAGAGGGUGGAGUGAAGGUGCUUAUCACAGGUCCGUGGUUGGAGUCGAGCAGUGAGUACAGCUGUCUCUUUGACCACAUCAGUGUCCCUGCUGCACUCAUCCAGCCUGGGGUGCUGCGCUGCUACUGCCCAGCACAUGACACAGGGCUGGUGAUGCUGCAGGUAGCUAUGGGUGGUGAGGUCAUCUCUUCCUCUGUGGUGUUUGAAUACAAAGCACGUGACCUUCCUGCCCUGCCAUCUUCUCAGCAUGACUGGCUGUCCCUCGAUGAUACCCAGUUCAGGAUGUCCAUCCUGGAACGUCUGGAGCAGAUGGAACAGAGGAUGGCUGAGAUAACCAAUCAGAACCCCAACUCAGAAACCAUGGCAACCAAGGGUGGAGGAUUGGAGGGAGGAGGAGGAGCUAGUGAUCAGCAGUCUCCAAUUUCUACCGAUCAAGGUUCAUUCGAGGGUCGUGUCGUGGUAGUGUGUGAGAAGAUGAUGUCUCAGCCUUGUUGGGCUUCAUCUAAUCAGCUCGUCCACAGUAAGAACUCCAGAGGAAUGACCUUACUGCAUCUGGCUGCAGCUCAGGGCUACGCAGGGCUCAUUCAGACACUCAUUCGCUGGCGCACAAAGCAUGCCGACAGUAUUGACCUCGAGCUAGAGGUGGAUCCUCUCAACGUAGACCACUUCUCCUGUACUCCAUUGAUGUGGGCAUGUGCUCUGGGCCACACUGAGGCAGCAUUGGUGCUUUAUCAGUGGGACCCAAGAGCUUUGGCUAUUCCUGAUUCGCUGGGACGCUUGCCGCUCAACAUUGCCCGAUCCCGGGGUCACACUAGAUUAGCUGAGCUCUUAGAGCAGCUGCAACAGACUCCUCAAGCUCAGGGCCCACCUGCUGACACUUGGAUGGACAGGUGGAGAGGAGAGUCACAGACCAGCGGAAUAAGCAACAGCCCUACGCCAAACCCUAACUCAGAGCUGAGGAGAGCCAGGACGGAGAGCCAGCCAGACAACCAGAACCCGAGCUGGAGCCAAACAGGACACAGAGCCCAACAGGGAACCCAGGGAGAACAGGGAGGCCCACCCCCAGCCAAGAGACUCAAACCCAGCCCCGACACACAGCAACAGCUAGCUAACUCAACCCCUGGCACUAACACCCUCUCCACUCUCCUCAACUCGUCCCCUAGUCCUAACCCUCAAUGCUCUCUCCUCCCCAACACCCUACAAACUCAACCCUCCAACCUCAGCUGUCAGAACGCACCUCCUGCCAGCUCCAGCCCUAAUCGGCCUCAGCUCCCCAGCGCUCCAUUCUCCCACCUGCAGGCCAGGAUAGGGGGGUCUGGAGGGGGCACCAGGUGGAGUCUAAGACAGACUCUGGGGCAGCGUAGCCUAGCCAGGAGGAUUCUAGGAAAAGAACGACUUGCCAUUCACCUGCGCCAAAGGCUGCUGUCUGACAGGGGAGAGGAGACAGAGCUGCUGACCUAUCAGGAUAACACAGAGGACCUGCAGAUGGACAUUACGAUGCUAGCAGAUCACAUCAUGGAGGCUUCAACUUGUAGGCUUAAACAGGAGGAUAUGGAGACUGAAACAGACUCCAGCAAGGUGGGAAUCAGCAGUGAUGUCAAGUUACUGUCUGGUUACCUUGGGGAGGUGGAGAGGUUUCUAAACUCCAAGUCCAAGACUCCUAGCCCCAAAGCAAACCCCCUCUCAGGGCCUGAGGAUCAGCAGAGUCCACAGGCUAGAGACGCCCUAUCCUCCUCCUCUGACUGGACCUCCUUCCUCUGUGCAGCUAUGAAAGAAGAGAGGUUGAAAACUGACUCCUGUCUAGCUAUGACUGAGGAAGAGCAGGGGGAGCUGUAUGAGACCAUCAGGCAUGCUCUGCACUCCCUCAGAAAACACAAGGGUCCCAUUCAGGAACAACGUAAAGAGAUUGCAGCAGUGAUUCAGCGCUGCUAUAAGAGAUACAAACAGUAUGCACUUUAUAAGAGGAUGACCCUGGCAGCCAUCCUGAUCCAGAGUCGUUUCCGGAGUUUCCAUGAGCAGAGGAAGUUCCAACAGAGUCGAAGAGCAGCGGUCCUCAUCCAGCAAUACUACCGCUCCUAUAGACACUCCCUCGGCAGCCUCCUGACGAAAAAACAGAACCAGGCUGCUCGCAAGAUCCUGAGAUUCCUGCUCCGAUGCCGCCACAGCCCCUUGAUGGACCAUAGGCCUCUGAAACGGGGCCAGAGAGCAGAGAAAGGCCAAGGGUCCUGAGAGCCCACCACCAGGCCCCAAGCAAAGCCCCCUCAGCCUGGAAAAAAAACUCUUCCCAGACAGACUGAGGACAGGAUAGGUGUCCAUCAUGGCAGCUCAGACAGACAGACUGCUGGGUAGAGCCACGGGACCUGGCUCUACCCACAGCGCUGAUCCUCCUCCACAGUUUCACUGGGAGGCCAUCACAUUAACCUCAUGGCAUUCUUUGCACUCCUCAUGGGUAUGUUUCUUUGCAAGAGCAAGUCAACGAGUCAGACGAGAGAGCACGAGGAAGCACCUGGCGACGACAUCCUGACUUUUAAGGCAGCAUCUGGACGUGCUGGCUCAAGAUAAAAGCUACUGGCGACAUGCAGAAAAUAUACAAACCCUGUUGCGUUUUGUAUCCAAACAGUAAUCCAUGAAAGAAUAAGAAAACAUAAACCAAAAAACUCACUUCUGUGUUGCAUUUGCAUGCAAGGUUUUUUCGCUUAUUCCUCCUCUCCAUCAUCCUGAAAAGCUAUAGUGGCAAAUCAUUCUGCUAAUUCAGUAUAUCACAAUAUCACUAACCACUCUGACUCACAGGCUUACAAACCUAUUAAUCAGUCACCCGAUCAAAAGGGGAGGAACUGCACUUGAAUGUAAGAGGGGCAUUGUUAGACAAGGCUUGGGGUCUGAAUAACGAUGUCUUAAUUUGUUACAUGGACUUUGUAUGGAGUCGUUCUCAGAGGCAGCACUUUGCUCGCCUGACGUGGUGUGUCCGUGUUUGUUCAAUUCAAUGCAUGUGUUUGAGCUAUGAGCUCCUGCAUGCUUGCCAAACUGCUUUAGUGUUGUUUCUUUUGUAUUUCUAUGUGUAGUUGUGUCUCACUUACGUCCUCAUCAACUUAACCUUGCCCUGUGUAAUGUGAACUGUGUAAGGACAAAUGACUUAUUUUGGGUGCUUUUUUUAAACUUUAUUUAUUUAUUUAAGGGUCUAAUUAUUUAUUUAAUUGGCUCAAGAGUGGUUCAGCUUGAGACUGGUUUUCCCCCCUUGUGUGGUAAAAUAUGACAUGUCCCAAUGGUUAAAUGUCUCUGUUAGUUUGUUCUUUGCGUGAACCUCUAAAUCCUAACUGCGGUUUUGAGGAGAGAGUCACAUACCAUUGCCUUGACUUCUUCUUGACUCUGAGAGGUCUCUAUGCUUGCUCUGUACAGGACAUGGGUCCUAUACCUGCCCCUAUACAGGGCAUUGGUCCCCAUACUAGCCCAUAUGGGCAAUCAAAUCCAUAUUUUGGACUAUUGCAUAUUCCUGUAUAUAAACUGACGAGGUAAGGGGAUACAAGGACCCUGAAACUUUUUCAUAAGAGGACUGUAUUUAAGAUUAUAAAUUAUUUUACUCCCAUAAUGAGAACUUAAGACAGAGACCUGGGUACACAGGAUGGCUGUAUUGCUUGUAAAUAAUGUAGAUAUUACAAACGGAGUAAUGUGCAUGAGAUUUAAGACAAAGAAACAGCAAAAAGAAGAUGUUAGUGGCUAUGGACUGUGAGAGGAUUUUAACUGCUUCACUUUAAGAGUAUCCAGUAUAAGUGUUACUGAAAAGAACAUUUUGUUAAAGCAUGCAACUGAAAAAUCUAAUGUUAGAAUUAUAAGUGGGAAAACAAACUUAGCUGAAACAAUGAUCUUUCAGACAAAACAUUUACAUUUUGUGCUUUCGUUUCUUGGCUAGCAAAAAUUAAACUCUUUUUGCCAGUA